AUGGCGGGCGGUCAUGAUGGGACCGAGGCCAACGGCACACCAGAGCCAGAAAAAGGCUAUGCGACUUUAAACACUUUACGCAUUGGCACCAGAGCAAUGGUGGAAAAAAAUGGCGAGCCUCGAAAAGCAGAAAUUCUAUCAAUUAAACAAAGAAAUGGUGCCAUGACCUUCUAUGUCCACUAUGUCGAGUUCAACAAACGUCUCGACGAAUGGGUCAACGCCGACCGAAUCGACCUGGACCAGCAAGUGGAAUGGCCGGCACCUGAAAAGCCCGAAAAGAAGAAAACGACAGUCACCACGAAGGUGCCCCCGUCAAAAGCAGCAGCCGCAAUCCUCAACAAGAGUGGUCGGCCACGCUCAGAGUCCCGUGCUGGGACCGUGACACCUGAUCUACUUGGUGCCAAAGCUGGCAAUGACAGGAAACGACCUGCCCCGUCGAAAGCCGGGGGCAAAGAGAAUAACGAGGAUGGACUCACGCCUGAGCUCGACCCCGUGAUCGGCAGUGCGGGCACGCCAUUGCCCGAGCUCAGUCAAGAAGACACUGGCGAUGUGGACAUGCCCGACAUCGAAGUGACCAAGAAGACCGAGAAAGAGCCCCAAAUCCUAGAACCGGAAGAGGAGAUCGAGAAACUCCGGACUGGCGGCUCGAUGGUGCAGAACCAUGCCCAACUACAUUUAGUCCGCAACCUCGAAAAGAUACAAAUGGGCAAACACAUCAUCGAGAUUGAGUUCUCCGACGUCGACCUGGUCUACAUUGACGAAUUCUGCCUAUCGUACUUCUCCUCCAAGAAAUCCUUCGAACGCCACCGCUCAAAAUGCGAACUCAGGCACCCGCCCGGAAACGAGAUAUACCGCGACGACUUCAUCUCCUUCUUCGAGGUUGACGGCCGGCGCCAGCGCACAUGGUGCCGGAACUUGUGCCUUCUCAGCAAGCUCUUCCUCGAUCACAAAACCCUUUACUACGACGUCGAUCCCUUCCUCUUCUACUGCAUGGUCACCCGCGACGCCCACGGUUGCCACCUCAUCGGCUACUUCAGCAAAGAGAAGGAAUCAGCCGAGGGCUACAACGUCGCCUGCAUCCUCACUCUUCCACAAUACCAACGACAAGGUCUCGGCCGCCUGCUUAUCGCUUUCAGCUACGAACUCUCGAAACGCGAAGGCAAACUCGGCUCCCCAGAAAAACCGCUCUCCGACCUUGGUCUCCUCGGGUACCGCCAAUACUGGAAGGAAACCCUCAUUGCCCUGCUCUCCGACCCAUCCCGCUUGCCCCCACCCGGGUCCGCAACGCACACGCCCGCCUCCGAAGAUGCCUUCUCCGCCCGCCCCGCGGGCCCGCAUUCGACCUCGAUCGCCGAGAUCGCGAGUCUGACGGCAAUGACGGAGAAGGACGUGCACGAGCAGCUAGAGGUGCUAAAGCUGUUGCGGUACAACAAGGGGAGCUGGAUUAUUGUCAUGCGAGAGGAGUUGUUGGAGUGGCAGGAGAAGAGAAGGGAAAAGGAGAAGGCGAGAGGGGAGAGGAAUAAGAGGUGGAUUGACGCGAGCAAGUUGAUGUGGAAGCCGCCUGUUUUCACGGCGAGUUCGAGGACGUGGAACUGGUAG
This is a messenger RNA of Cyphellophora attinorum, 1599 nucleotides long. Its product is annotated as Histone acetyltransferase ESA1. Gene Ontology annotation, molecular function: histone acetyltransferase activity. The coding region runs from base 1 to 1599 and encodes 532 amino acids. The record is from RefSeq and is a predicted model, not a curated record. Gene Ontology annotation, biological process: regulation of DNA-templated transcription. The transcript has 5 exons. NCBI's taxonomy places the organism in Eukaryota, Fungi, Ascomycota, Eurotiomycetes, Chaetothyriales, Cyphellophoraceae.